AUGAUAACGAUGAAAAGCUUUGGUGUUUUGAUCUGCGCUCUGGCAGCCCUGUCAGCACCUGAAGCAGGCUCACUGAGAAAAAGACGAGGGCUGACAUUUUCUGUUCUCUCUUCCUCCUCCUCUUCGUCCUCUUCGGAAAGUUCAGGAAAACGUGGUGACUGCUACAAUAGUGUUGGACUGUACAGAGGCAAAGUGUCUAAAUCAGAGAGUGGACGAACAUGUGAGGACUGGGAUUUAGUCACCAGGAAGCUGCUCUUGUCUUCAGAUGUCAAUGCAGGGAGGCACAACUUCUGCAGAGACCUUCACAACAGACGGCGUCCGUGGUGCUAUGUUCAGAAAAACCGGCGGCUGGUGUGGGAGUAUUGUCGUAUUCCACGUUGUAGAUUUAAUUCAUCUGCAGAGCUGACAUGUGGCCAGCGCACCAGAAGAAAGCAGAUGAAGAUCGUGGGUGGAACAGUUGCCACUGUGGAAUCCCACCCGUGGGUUGCUGCCAUAUUUUGGCGCAGCAAAUCCAAGGAGAAGGUUUUCCGCUGCGGGGGGAGUCUGAUCUCAGCCUGCUGGGUCCUCACAGCUGCCCACUGCUUCCCUGAAGGCUCCCGCACCCAACAGCACCGCUUCUCCGUCACCCUGGGGAAAAAUGCUCUGAAUGAGAGCGACCCAGCUGUGGAGCAAACAUUCAGGGUGGAAGAAGUCAUCAUCCAUGCAGGGUAUGACAACAGUGAGGGGAACUUCAACAAUGACAUAGCCCUGCUGAAGCUGAGGGCCAAACACGGGAAGUGUGCAGAGGAGAGCAGCUCUGUGAAGACUGUCUGCCUGCCGCCGCCUCAGCAGAGCCUCCUGCCUGGUGUCACAUGUGAGAUCGCUGGAUAUGGAAAGGAGAAACACGGUUUGUGGUAUAAGUCUCAGUACCUCAGAGAGGCUGAGGUGAACAUUCUGGCUGACGAUGUGUGUCGACAUGAGGACUAUUAUGGGAACAUGAUCACCGACAACAUGUUUUGUGCAGGUCGUCCUGAUUGGAGCCAGGAUGCCUGUGAGGGAGACUCGGGAGGUCCUCUGGUGUGCGAGGUCGACAACAGGCUCUUCCAGUUUGGAGUGAUCAGCUGGGGCGAUGGCUGCGCAAAGGAGUUUCGGCCCGGCGUUUACACCCGAGUGACCAAUUACAAUGGAUGGAUAGAAGAGAAGACAGGGCUGUCAUCCGUCACCGAUGGCUCCAUGUUCCCUCAAAAGUGACCUGAGGACAUGAACUGUUGGUGCUGCUCGUUACCAUUUUCUAUUUUUCUUAAUAAAAAGUCACAAAACAACAAUGAAUGUAUCCUACUAACACGUCGUUUUGUGUAUCAGGCUGUAUAGUCAGGCUGUUGAUGUAGUUGAUAUUGUCAGUACGCUAACGUGAUUCACAGGGAUAUGCUGAUCAGCGUGUUAGCAUGCUAAAAAGUGCUAAUAAGCACAAAACAAAAAGGACGUAAAAUACAGCAGAGCCUGAUGCAAAAGUCAUUAUUUUUGCAGGUAUUUGCUCAAAGUAUUGGAUAAAUUAGACAUUUUACUUCGAACCGAGAAUGUCAACCUGCUGUGACCAUUCUCAUCUCAGGGCGUCCAAUACCAACGCUUUCAGAAGAAGUGACAAAACGCCAAAGGUACCCUUCAGCUUCGUCUCUAUGAGACUCUCUGGGGCGUUUUGUACA
This is a messenger RNA of Micropterus dolomieu (smallmouth bass), 1682 nucleotides long. It is a transcript of the gene plaub, whose product is annotated as plasminogen activator, urokinase b. Gene Ontology annotation, biological process: regulation of cell adhesion mediated by integrin; plasminogen activation. The transcript is spliced from 9 exons. The record is from RefSeq and is a predicted model, not a curated record. Lineage: Eukaryota; Metazoa; Chordata; Actinopteri; Centrarchiformes; Centrarchidae. Gene Ontology annotation, molecular function: serine-type endopeptidase activity. Bases 1 to 1230 code for a protein of 409 amino acids.